UAGUCUGGAGGGGCCAGGGGGUUUAGUUACAAAACGGGGGUCUGCAAACCCCUAGCCCCCAUCCUAAACAUCCCAGAGAGAGGCUGUGUGCACGUGUGUGUAUUAUGCAACCCAACUCCCUGCCUACAAGACUCUGCCUGCCUCCUUCAGAACAAAGAGAGUUCAGGGCCAUUAUGUAUCCCUCAAAGUUAUGUAUCUUUCAGACCUCAACUGUAUGUAUACUUUAGGAGGAAUUCACCCCAAACCCCAACAUGACUUUAGACCUCUGUGAACCCAUGUUCUGUUCUGCAAACUGUUACAUUUUCUUACUAGUUUUACAACUCACAUCUUGCAAGCAUGCAGCCCUCGGCGGUCAUGAGGACUGCUUUACCGGCUCACUCUGAGGACACUGUGUGUAUGUGUCUGUGCAUGCAUAUUUGUGCAUGUGUGUACAUACUCAUGUGUCUUCAUGCUUACAUAUGCAUUUCAUGGUGGAGGUUGUAGUGAUCAGGAAUAAGAGCUGUCUGAAUAAAUAGUCCUAUCAUUGGGGGGGGAGGAGAGGAGAGGGAUAAAUCAUUCUGCUUACAGUGUAGACUCCCCCUCCUCCAUGUGCAGUUGUGUAAGAGUGACAUUUACAUAUCUUUGUGGAACUAACUACUGGAGCCAAGGGGUUAGGAGAGGGGAGGAGUAAAGGAGGGGUGGUACAAGCUGGAGGAUAUAAGGACAUUCACUCUCUCCUCACACACACCCUGGAAAGUUGAGCAGUCGCACACACCGAUCUGUAACCAUGAUGCUGAGGAUGAUGGGAGUUCUGCUGUGUGCUGCGCUGGUCGCCUGCGUCAACGUCGUGCCCCAGAAAGACUUCAACCUGGAGAAGAUGGCUGGUAGGUGGUGGAUUGUGGGCUUUGCCACCAACGCCCAUUGGUUUGUGAGCCAUAAGGCUGACAUGAAGAUGGGCACUUCCGUGAUGCUGCCCACCGCCGGAGGAGACCUUGACCUCACCUACACCAACCUGAACGCUGAUGGUACUUGCUGGAGGAUGACACAUCUAGCCAAGAAGACUGACAUCCCAGGCCGCUUCACCUUCACCAGCCAGCGUUGGAACAAUGAAAAUGACAUGCGUGUGGUGGCUGUCCAGUAUGAUGACUUUGCUCUGAUCCACACCAUCAAGACCAAAGACGGAGUACCUGAGGUGCUCAACAAGCUCUACAGUCGCACUCCAGAGGUGAGCACAGCACUGCAGCAGAAGUUCAUGCAGUUCUCUCUGGAUACAGGAAUCAUCUCUGACAACAUCGCUAUCCUGCCCAAGAAUGGUGAAUGUACCGAGGCAUAAAGUGUUUCUUCACUGAACCCCCCCCCCCCUCUCCUUCAUCCCUCGUCAAAUCCUCUUCCACGGUUCCACCUCUCCUUUGUCUCUCCAUUUCACAUCCAAACUCUUCUCCUGGGAGAAGACUGUGAAACAAGAAACCCCACCCCCUCGAUGCACCACUCUUCAUCCCUUUUCUACAUGUUUUUUACUGCUGAUAUCUGUUGUUUUGAUUUUCUUGUGCUGAAAUAAAGAAUGUGUAACAA
This is a messenger RNA of Salvelinus fontinalis (brook trout), 1551 nucleotides long. RefSeq names its product lipocalin-like. Bases 767 to 1312 code for a protein of 181 amino acids. Gene Ontology annotation, molecular function: small molecule binding. NCBI's taxonomy places the organism in Eukaryota, Metazoa, Chordata, Actinopteri, Salmoniformes, Salmonidae. The transcript has 6 exons. The record is from RefSeq and is a predicted model, not a curated record.